Molecule: messenger RNA, 1204 nt
Organism: Dreissena polymorpha
Lineage: Eukaryota; Metazoa; Mollusca; Bivalvia; Myida; Dreissenidae
Exons: 10
Coding region: 561-1037 (158 amino acids)
Source: RefSeq, a predicted model, not a curated record
GAAAACACUUUUACCCUUAUCAGGGCAACAUUAAUGGAUAAAUGUUGAGUAAACAUUGUUGGAAUAUUCAUUUUAUGCAAUAUGUUUCAUGUCACGUCCAUGCUUUUAUAAAAUUCUGUAAAGCUACUUGGGUAAACGCGCCAGUAAUGUAAAAUAUAAAAGCAUUUUGUGAUUAUAAUUAUUUGAAUUUUCUAUUUCAAGCAGCAUCUACCAAAUCUCGGCUUCCUAAGGUGAGCAACGCCCCGAGGAAAACCUUUCCAAGGAAACAAUCAUCUUCCGUGGCGGUAAAUCUUGGCUAUCGAAGCUGGACAGCCCUUCAAGAAUUGCUGUUCCCGAUAGAAAUGAAAAACUCCACAAGCGACACCACCAUCAACUUCUUUUUGGAGUUUAAGCGAGGAAGAUAAAACAAACACACAAGCUCAAAUCAAUAUGAGAGGCCUCGACAGGAAAAACAAAGGCUGCGGAUGUGAACAGUGUAUGUUUGCUUACUGGAGAGGAAAACAAAGGCUGCGGAUGUGAACAGUGAAAGGUCCCCUAGGGGAAAACAGCUGGCUGCAAAGAUGAUGAGAGCUGACAGUUCACUCCAGCCAGGGCAGGCAAACUCCAGCUCCACCUCUAGCUCUAGCCCGGAGCCUCUGCAGCUAACCCCAAGCCCUGAGCCCCUGCCUCCUACCACAUUGAGAACAUCUGCAUGGCUGGAAGCAAGAGAGGGGUACGCUGCAGCGAUGAGCAACGCUUGCGAUCAUCACAGUAUGAAACAAGUUGUUUCAUACUGUGAUGAUGUGCUCAUCCUGCCAGCCACGGAACAGGAGCCACCGGUCCACAGGGUACUUGAGCCCGUACCCGGGACAUCGAGAAUCUCUAGCCCCCAACAACGAACUGAAGCGAGUGCAAAAUGCAGCUCUAUCCAGAAUGGAGGAGCAGUUUGGGGUUUUAAGAAGACCAUUCGAGAAGUACACCAACUGUUGCAUCAGCAUGAUGAUAGUGAAGAAAUGAUUACAGCCAGAUCACACCUCUGCGAGGAAGAGGAGGUUUGAACGUAUGAAGAGGAAAUUUCCAUCAACACGACCAUCCUUCCCUGUCAGUUUUGGGGCCUUGUGUGACAAAUUAAAAUGGCAUGAUGGGGCAUCUGUACCUUUAGGCCCUAUAUCUUGUUGUUACAUGUAAUAGAUUAAAAUAUUGUAAUACAUUUUUUGAACGUAAA